AUGAAGACUAUUCAGCUUGACACGACUUUGGCGGAGUUGUAUCGCAACCAUGGAAUCAAGGGGCCCUUUAUUGUUACAAUGUACUGUGUCUUUGGACAUCUCGAUCUUCACCCAAACUUUCCAAGGGAGCUUACCUUUCCCGAAGACGAGGAGCCAGUCCCUUUCUCAGAAGACGCAAAUGAACAGGACCGCUUGAAGAGAAUUAUUCUGGGUCUCAAGCCGCUCCGUCGAGCCUUUGGAAUUGGUAACAUGGAUGUCAUCUUUUUCGGGCCAAAUGCCACUGCCGCUGGAAUGGAGCGUGCCUUGUCGCAAUUGGAGCCCAGUCAACGACACAGACCGCGCUUCUUGGAUUUGGAGAAGGGAAAUGUACCUCAGCAGUUGCUGGAUGCUUCAAAGAAUAAGAAGUUGCUCUUCUGGAGGCCACAGGGCUGGAUGAAGGACCACGACUGCCUCAUUGAUCCCCAGGAGGGAUACGACAUCAACUCGAAAAAGUUUCUGGUUACUUCUGGGAUCAAGACGCCUAGAUCGAUUGUCGUGAAUUUACAGGACAUGGAUCUGGACGAUCCGGAAAUGAUCUUGAACCAGCGACCACUACCUUUUGUGCUCAAGCUGUGUCGUGCAGGCUGUGGAUUCGGGACAUUUAUCGUGACGAACGAAACAAAUCGCGGCAACAUGAUGGAGUCCAUGAGAACUUAUAAGAAACGGGGCGUUACUGAAGUUCUUGUUUCGGAUUACAUUGAUCUGGUACAAGACCUUGCAGUCCAUUUUCUCAUUGGAGCCGCUGAUAGCGAGAGAAACCACAACGAUCCCUUGAUACUGGGCGUCACGGUGCAAAAGCUGACGGCCGACGGGAAAUGGGUGGGCGGCCACAUUGACUAUAGCGCUCAAGGUGAACUGCAUGACCUGGUACGCGAGACCGUUCGUGACACUGCACGACGCAUGCCCCGGUCAUACGUGGGCUGGGCCGGCAUCGAUAUCGUGGUCGAUAGGCAAGGACAGCAAUGGGUCGUGGACCUCAACGCCAGGUUUACUGGUUCCAUGCCCAUCUGCUUCAUGUCGGGCCACUUUUGGAAGAGACGCAGCCUCCCACUCGCGCAGUUUGGUGCUUUUGGGUACUCUGGAAAACUCGACAGCAUCUACGAGCGGCUCAGACCACUACUGGAUUUUGGUCAGGUCAUUGUCACUGCGACGGCGGAGAUUUAUGAGGGAGACAACAUGGCCGAUAUUGUCUGGGGAGGGAGAGACGCGGCGGAUCUGCAACGAGUUGAGCAGUGGAUCAAGGAGAGACUGGCCCAAGUUGAGUUGCCAACUGUAGUGUGA
This is a messenger RNA of Pestalotiopsis fici W106-1, 1320 nucleotides long. RefSeq lists its product as uncharacterized. The transcript has a single exon. The record is from RefSeq and is a predicted model, not a curated record. The coding region runs from base 1 to 1320 and encodes 439 amino acids. Gene Ontology annotation, molecular function: metal ion binding; ATP binding. Lineage: Eukaryota; Fungi; Ascomycota; Sordariomycetes; Amphisphaeriales; Sporocadaceae.